Messenger RNA from Xyrauchen texanus (razorback sucker), 1791 nucleotides. RefSeq names its product 2-epi-5-epi-valiolone synthase-like. Gene Ontology annotation, biological process: antibiotic biosynthetic process. Gene Ontology annotation, molecular function: 3-dehydroquinate synthase activity. Lineage: Eukaryota; Metazoa; Chordata; Actinopteri; Cypriniformes; Catostomidae. The transcript has 5 exons. The record is from RefSeq and is a predicted model, not a curated record. Bases 83 to 1579 code for a protein of 498 amino acids.
UGAAAGCUCAUGGUUUUGAAGAGAGAGAAUCUUUCAUAAUGUUUUUGCGGAAGCUCCUCCCUGAUUCCUGCCGAUACACUUCAUGACAAUAUAUAGCCUAUUGACGCUCCAAAUAUGGAGUGACCUUGGGGAAUUUUUUAAAGAGUUAGUACACGUGAAAUUCGCCUGCCAAGCAUUAGUUUGCUACCCAACCAAGGAGAGCUCGACGAUGGAAAACGUGCAAAAACUCAACAAACAGGAGUUCAGUCUGGUGCAGGUGAAAGGGACCUGGAAGCGCAAAGCGGGGCAAAAAGUGAAGCAAGGAUUAAAGGGGCGAGUUUCAGCUGCUAAACUUUAUGAAAGCACCUCCUCUAAUGGCACCACCUGGACAGUGGUCAGCCCCAUCACCUUCACAUACACUGUUACUCAGACCAAAAGCCUUCUUGACUCCAGCAAUGACAUACUGCUUUUGGGCCACAUCAGAGACACUCAACAGCUUGAAGCCAUACAGUCCAGCAGCAAGCCCCUUAAACGCUUCAUAGUCAUGGAUGAGGUUGUAUACAAACUUUAUGGUUCCCAGGUCACUAAAUACCUCGAGGCACGAAACGUCCUGUACCGAAUCCUGCCCCUGCCCACUACGGAGGAGAACAAGUGCAUGGAAAUGGCACUGAAGAUCCUGGAAGAAGUCCAUAGGUUUGGGAUCGACAGACGCACAGAACCCAUCAUUGCCAUCGGAGGUGGGGUGUGCCUUGACAUUGUAGGUCUCGCAGCCUCCCUCUACAGAAGGCGCACACCCUACAUCCGUGUUCCCACGACCCUUCUGUCCUACAUUGAUGCCAGCGUCGGGGCAAAGACAGGUGUGAACUUUGCAAACUGCAAGAAUAAGCUUGGCACCUACAUUGCACCUGUUGCUGCUUUCUUAGAUAGGUCCUUUAUACAAACCAAUUCUAGGAGGCACAUAUCCAAUGGGCUUGCAGAAAUGCUUAAGAUGGCUCUCAUGAAGCACAGGGGGCUGUUUGAACUUCUAGAAACUCAGGGCCAGUUCCUCUUAGACUCCAAGUUCCAGUCCUCUACAGUGCUAGAAGAAGACCAUAUUGACCCGGCUUCUGUAUCUACACGUUUUGCUAUAGAAUCCAUGUUAGAAGAAUUAGCCCCAAACCUAUGGGAGGAUGAUCUUGACAGACUGGUUGACUUUGGGCACCUGAUCAGCCCUGAAUUGGAGAUGAAAGUUCUACCUGCUCUUCUUCAUGGUGAAGCAGUGAACAUUGAUAUGGCCUACAUGCUCUAUGUGGCCCGUGAAAUAGGGCUACUCACAGAGGAGGAGAAGUUCAGGAUUAUCUGUUGUAUGCUAGGGCUGGAGCUGCCAGUGUGGCACCAAGAUUGCUCCUUCGCUCUGGUGCAGAAAUCUUUAAGUGACCGACUUCAACAUUCUGGAGGGCUUGUUCGAAUGCCCUUACCCACAGGCCUGGGAAGAGCAGAAAUCUUCAACGACAUCAAUGACAGCACUCUGUUCAGGGCAUAUGAGAAGUGGUGUGAUGAGCUCAGAACUGGGUCACCUCGACGAAAUCUUGUGCUACCAAUGACCUGUUUAUAUGAUUAACCACUGUGUACAUGGGGGGCAAUGUAUGCUAGUGUAUCAUAUCUUUUUCCAUUUAUACAUUAUGGGCAUGCAUAAAGUUUUAUGCAGUUAAGACAAUUGUUUUUCAUAACUGUAAAUGCCAUUUUGUAAAUGGAUGUGAAUAGAAGAAGGUUGACAUGAAAUGUGAAGAUCUUUCUUUAUGGUUUCUUUCCCACCAUUUCAUAUUCAAUAAA